AUGCAGCGGUUAGUUGGUUUUGUUCUGGUCUGCCUACUUGCAGCCGUCUGCACAGCACAAGACAUCGAGGAUUUGCCUGUGGUGCGAGCGAACGUGCCAUCAUUCAAACGUACGCCAUCAGCAAAAUGGAUGCGAUUCGGCAAACGAUCGCCAAACGCAAAAUGGAUGAGGUUCGGCAAAAGAUCACCAGAAGCAAAAUGGAUGCGAUUUGGCAAGCGAUCGGACUACGAAUCCGACGAUGAUUUGUACUGA
This is a messenger RNA of Necator americanus (New World hookworm), 252 nucleotides long. RefSeq lists its product as uncharacterized. The transcript is spliced from 3 exons. Bases 1 to 252 code for a protein of 83 amino acids. Lineage: Eukaryota; Metazoa; Nematoda; Chromadorea; Rhabditida; Ancylostomatidae. The record is from RefSeq and is a predicted model, not a curated record.